AUCAUUUCAAAACGUUGCAAUCGUAAAACUCUACCUGAGCUCUGAUUCUUACAUGCUUUCUUCUACCGUUCUUAGCCCGCAUAUGGAGGACUCAACGAGCUGAAAUCGGGAACCGGAAUUAUUACUUCAAGCCAAUAGACUGCCGCCUUUUGCUUCUGAAUGCCCCAGCUUUGGGAAAUUCACGCAUGCCCAGUCUUACUUCUUAUUCCUCUUUGGCUCACACUCUGCGGAGUUUUGCGAUGACAUUCAAGUGCUUCCGGGUUGCGAUGGGGUUUUCUUCCUGGAAAGUGUCCCUUGAGAUUUAGUAGCGCUGGAGCUGUGAUUUUCCCACUACCCAAUGUCAGGAAAUGCUGAUGACACCAUUACAAGUCCCUCUGUGGGAUCACUGUCAGAAAUUGAGGUACUGCCAGAUCAGCCAAAGUAUGUGUGCUCGUUGUCUGCUGAGCUUGUUGCCAAGGCACGUGAACAGCUGCAGGAAAAACCUGAGUGGCGGCUUCGAGAUGUCCAGGCCCUCAGAGACAUGGUGUGCAAAGACUAUCCUAACCUGGGAACGUGCCUAGAUGAUGCUUUCUUGCUCAAGUUCCUUAGAGCCCGGAAAUUUGAUUAUGAUCGGGCGCUUCAGCUUCUUGUGAACUAUCACUGUUGUAGGAGGAGUUGGCCUGAGGUCUUUACUAACCUGAAACCAUCUGCUAUAAAGCCUGUGUUAGAAUCUGGUUUUGUCACUGUCCUUUCCCACUUAGAUACUGAAGGACGCCAUGUUGUCUGCAUUCGCCCAGACAGAUGGACACCGAGUAACUACCCGAUUACUGAAAACAUUCGUGCCAUAUAUUUAACACUAGAAAAGCUCAUUCAGUCUGAAGAGACUCAGGUGAAUGGAAUUGUUAUCCUUGCAGAUUACAAAGGAGUCAGCUUAUCUAAGGCAUCUCAUUUUGGUCCCUUUAUAACCAAAAAAGUGAUUGGAAUUCUUCAGGAUGGCUUUCCUAUUCGAAUAAAAGCUGUCAAUAUUGUAAAUGAACCUCGAAUAUUCAAGGGCAUUUUUGCCGUCAUCAGACCUUUUCUGAAAGAAAAAAUAGCAAAACGGUUUUUUCUUCAUGGAUCAGACUUGAGCUCUCUUCAUCGCAACCUUCCACCAUGGAUCCUCCCUGAAGAAUAUGGCGGCACUGCAGGGAAGCUGGACAUUUCUUCCUGGAAUGAGCUGCUGCUGGCCUCAGAGGAUGACUUCCUGUAUGAUGUCUCUCAUCUGGCUCCCUCCAAUGACGGUUCACCUCAUGACCCAUUAACAAGUGGGGAGAUUGAUGAGAAGCAAUGUGAUGACUCUUUGCGAAGCUUGAAAACGCAGCUCUAUUCCUGCUAUUAACAUAGCAAUUAAAGCUUGCAAAAGGUCAUUUUCCUGUUAUGAAAUCUGCCUUGUUCCUAAAGCUGUAGCCUAUGUGUAGAGACAGCUGAGGCACUUUACAUUGGAACCAAAGCAAAUUAAAAAGUAUAAGCCAUGGAGCAAGGUGAAGUUCUGUGGUAAUCUGGGAGAAGGCUGCAGUUUGAGGCACCUUAAAUGUUGUGGUUUACUGACCCUUUGCAAAAAGCACCAUCCCUCUGAGAUUAAAUGUCAGAUGUGAAUGAGAAUUCAGAAACAUUGCUAACACUAAGGUCUUAAGCACAAUUAUUUGGAAUUGCUCUGAAAUUAAUGGGAUCUGCUUCCAAAUAAGCAAGUUUAGAGUCAAAAUGCUAGAUUUUCUCAGGCUGAAAAGAGCAAAAAUGGCCAACUAUUUUGACAAAGUAGGAAUAUUAUAAUGGACCGUGCUGUUGUUCCGUAUGGAGAAGGGAACAAACAAUAUGGAUUGUGUGAUAUAAGGGUAGUUGACUAAUUUAUGGCAGAUUUCUAGGACUUGAUAUUCUUUGGUUCAAAUACUCUGGUUAUCAAUAUCCUUAUUAUUCUGUUCCUUUCACACACAAGCAUAAUUUGUCUUCUGUAGGGAAUAUUGCCACUGAGGUGGAAACCUUUGACUUGAAUGUUGCAGAAAGGGUUUGCAAGUGCAAUGGUUAUCAUUAAAAUUCAAUGAAAGCACACAUUCCUUCUGCCUAACUGAAAGCAUUGAAUCUGUGAACCUUUUUUUAUACCCAUACUUGAACUUGUACAACAUCAGGACCAACUGAAAGGGGUAAUUUUGCAUAUUAGCUCAGCUGCUAGUUAGUACUCUGCUGCUAUAGAAUUAUAUUAAGGUAGGUCUUGGGAGUGGAAUACAGUAAUUGUUAUAGUUGUAGAUGUCUGUCCAGUAAAGAAAGGAUGCUUGUUUAGAUAGUGGGUUUUGUUUGGGGGGGAAGCAUUUUUGAAAGUCUCUGUAAACCAAACAGACAGGGUAUUUUACAAGCACAGUAUCUGAUUUGUAAAUGUCUUUCCCAUUCAGUGUUGUGGUGUUUUAUCAGUUGGAUCUCAGUGCUGUAUUGGGAUGGGCUUCCUUUACAAAGGGCACUUUCAGCCUUGCUGUUAGGGUUGUCCUUGUGCAUGUACUCAGUGCUUUAGGUCCACCUAAAUUUGGGGGCUUAAUUCAGAAGAGACUUGUUUAGAGUUACACAAGAUGCAACUUUCUCCAAUUUCAUAGUCUUGACUUGCAGAUAAACUUUGAGGCCACUCAACAUACAUUCAAAACUACAGGCUGAAACUUUCAGUGGAGACUGGGCCCAUGCGUGUACCACCUGCUGUCCAAUGCUUAAAGGGGCAGCAGGUGAACAUUUACUACCACCUCAUCUUUUAGCACUUUUUUAAAUGGUUGGAACUGUUUGUGGGGGGCUUUUCCUUGGUGCCAACUAUAGACCAGAAACUGGUGCUUAUUGUAAAUAUGAAAUAAGGUCUUCAGCUGGUAGACUUACUGUAUUCAGUGCCAAACUUGUAUUCUCUCUCCCCCUGCCUCACGAAAUACAUAACCAUCUGCCUCUUUAUUGCCAAAAGGUGAAGCAAGUGUGUGCUUGAACUAGAAUCCCCCUUUGACUGUGUGUGGUGUAUUACCAAACUAGGCCAUGAGACUUGUUUCUAAUAUUUCCCGCAAAGCAGAUUUUAUUUUCUUAAAGUUCUUUACACUUGUUUUCCUUAAUGGAUGUACUUGGUGUAAAUUGCUUUUUCCUGUGGUACAUGUACAUAUCUCUGGCUAUACCGGUGUAUAUGAGACACAUGAACAGGUGAUACUGAAAGACAAAGUUCAUUGUGCAGAAAGGUCUGAGCCUAUCAUUUCUUUUAAACUGUUCCUCCAAGGUAUUACGCCUAUGUUAAGGCACUCAUUUGAAAAGUAUAUCCUCUAAGACCUUGGUUUAAGAAGUCAUUUGCUAGUAUUGAAACAAUACCAGGCCUUAAGACAUUGGUAAUAUACCACAAUUGUCAAAUUGCCUUUAAGUCUAACAUAAAGUAGGAUAAUAAUAUACUUGAAUUGAUACUGUGGCUGGACAGGCACUGUUAAAAAUCUGAGGUUUUUCCAGAGAAUAGUUGAGGUACUUUGUUUCUACUGUGCAGGCAGUAGGUUUUGGCAUUUUGCUAAGUAAAUUGUUUUAAACUGAUUUGUGUUGCCUUUCGCCGUAUGUAGAAGUUUGCCGUAUGCUGGUUAUAGUAAUACACCUUUGAGGACUUAUUUUUAUAUUGCAUUUUAUAAAAUGAAUAGUUUGUGUAACUUUAUGCAUGAAUGGAUAUUAAACAGUCUACCUUAAGUAGCCUCUGUUUAUUUCAAGA
Rhineura floridana is the source of this 3712-nucleotide messenger RNA. RefSeq names its product alpha tocopherol transfer protein like (gene TTPAL). NCBI's taxonomy places the organism in Eukaryota, Metazoa, Chordata, Lepidosauria, Squamata, Rhineuridae. Gene Ontology annotation, molecular function: phosphatidylinositol bisphosphate binding. The coding region runs from base 338 to 1357 and encodes 339 amino acids. The record is from RefSeq and is a predicted model, not a curated record. The transcript is spliced from 5 exons. Gene Ontology annotation, cellular component: membrane.